Messenger RNA from Lampris incognitus (smalleye Pacific opah), 3875 nucleotides. RefSeq names its product TNF superfamily member 10 (gene tnfsf10). Gene Ontology annotation, biological process: immune response. Gene Ontology annotation, cellular component: membrane. The record is from RefSeq and is a predicted model, not a curated record. The transcript is spliced from 6 exons. The coding region runs from base 54 to 932 and encodes 292 amino acids. Gene Ontology annotation, molecular function: tumor necrosis factor receptor binding. NCBI's taxonomy places the organism in Eukaryota, Metazoa, Chordata, Actinopteri, Lampriformes, Lampridae.
GGAGCGGAGCGGAGCGGAACCGGAGCGGAACAGGGGGGGGGGGUCUUGUCGUUAUGACGGGCUCCGGCAGCGUCCCGCAUCUCGGGGUUCUGCUGCUCUUGGCGGUUCUGCUGCAGACCGUGGCCGUGACCAUCACCGUGCUCCACUUCACCCACGUCCUCAGCUCGAUGAAAGAGACGUUCGCCAGGAGCAGCGUUUCCUGUUUGACGCGCACCGACCUGCGGAGCGCCUCCGCGGCGCGCGUCGCCGCCGAGAGGCGCGCGGACCCGUGCUGGCAGGUCACGGAGCAGCUCCACUUCCUCAUCGAGAAGUCUCUGUCCCAGCGCUACCAGAGAGAGAUCUCCUCUGCAGUCAGAGAUGAGGUGUCGCGGGUGCUUCCAUCGCUUGUGAUGGACGACAGGGCGUCGCCUCGGCCCAAAGUCGCAGCCCAUGUCACCGGCAGCUUCCUGCCCAAGGACCAGCGGGAGGGUGGAGGUUCUCUUGGACAGCGUGUGCAGGGCCAGAAAAUCUCACGGUGGGAGGGCAAGCGGGGGCUGGCCUUCCUCCAGGACGUCCAGCUGGUUGAUGGGGAACUGGUGGUGCCCCAGCCGGGCCUGUACUACGUCUAUGCCCAGACCUACUUCAGGCACACCCACGCCCCAGAGAAGGACAAGGACGAUGAGGAGGAAGGGGAAGAGGCCGAGGACAGAGGGAAGCCGCUACUGCAGUACAUCUAUAAGAAGAUGACCUCCUACCCAGUGCCCAUCCUGCUGAUGAAGACCAGCCGCACCUCCUGCUGGUCCCGGGGCUCCCAGUUCUCCCUGCACUCCGCCCACCAGGGGGGGCUGUUCCCCCUCAGCGCCGGGGACCGCCUGUUUGUCACCGUCAGCAACGAGUCAGCUGUGGACAUGGAUGAGAAGAGCAGCUUCUUUGGGGCCUUCCUCAUCAGCUAGGGGGUCAGCGGCCGAGGGGUUGUCUACUGCCGUGGUUCUCAACUUGGAAAUCAUGACACCCCCCCCCCACCCCAACCCCCCGGAGGAGUCACGAGCUGAUUUGGGGGGUGGUUCCAAGUACUGUUGCGCAAAUUAGUUUUCAAUGCUUGUGAUCGAGCCCCCCCCCCCCUCCCCCAUUGUGAGGUAAUCAAUCUUUGGAUUCAGGGCUUUUCUUGGCCAAGUAAAACUGUAAAAAAGGGAAAAUGAAAAACAUGUCUCAGUGACAAAGUCGCCAUUCCACGCACUUAAAGCAAUAAUCCUGAAAAGGAUUUUUGUUCGAAUUAACGCGACUUGACCACACAGUAACCGGGCAGUUGAAAUCCCACAGGUUAAUUUGAAACGCCACAAAUUUACACUUCUGUCAUGGCAGCGUCCUCUCUAGAAAAGAUGGCUGGACCUGGGUUUUAGCUAUUGCUGUUAUUGAUGGUAAAGGUCUUUACCAGCUUGUUCUGCCAUAACUGCUCGUUAGCCACACCAGUUUAGCUUCCUUUUCACACUCCCUGCUACCUACCUGACUUCUGCAUGUUAAGCUGAACACGUUAAAUGCCAAUUGGCAUCAUAGUUUUUCAAGUUCAACUUUAUUUUCAGGUGUAUUAGAAUACAAUGAGAUUACUGUGCUCUGCCUUAACACAAGGGACACAAGGACCCCCCACCCAAAAAAACCCCCAUCGGUAACCACUCAAAUGAGCAAGGCCAAAAGUGCUCACCGAGUGGAUAUUUGCCAAUUAGCCGUGGUCUUAAUACGCCAGAGUAUCCAGAAGGACAUUUGUUUGCAUGUAAAUCUUCAGGAUUAUAGUUUAAAAAACUUUUUUUUUGGAGGGGGGGGGGGUCCAGAAUCACUGAUCUACUUGUCAGAGGAUGGAAAAGAGACUUGGAUGGAUUAUGGGAUGAAGUGCCUUGAAUGUGUGAGAACCAAUCACUGGUGUGUGUGUGUGUGUGUGUGUGUGUGUGUGUGUGUGUGUGUGUGUGUGUGUGUGUGUGUGUGUGUGUACGUAUGUGUGUGCUCAAGAGAGAUGGAGGGGAAAAUUGGAUACACCUUUAGCGAUAAAUUCAAUCAUUAUGUAUGAUUUGUGUGUUUGUGUGAGUGUGUAAGGGUGUACAUGUCCAUGAAAAUAAGAACCAUAUGUUCUUCAAAUUCUCCUGUCAUCCCCAAUGUUACUCUAGCUUUAAUUCGCCUUUUAUCUCACCCAGUGAGCAUCAACCCACCUGUAACCUCGUGGCUUAAUUGGUGACGGGCCAGUCACUGAUUCCGUAAAGCUGGGAAGCGGCAUCUUGCACAGGGUGUAGUUAUCAGCAUCUUGAACGGGGUGUAGUUAUCAGCAUCUUGAACAGGGUGUAGUUGUCAGCAUCUUGCACAGGGUGUAGUUAUCAGCAUCUUGAACGGGGUGUAGUUAUCAGCAUCUUAAACAGGGUGUAGUUGUCAGCAUCUUGAACGGGGUGUAGUCGUCAGCAUCUUGAACAGGGUGUAGUUAUCAACAUCUUGAACGGGGUGUAGUUAUCAGCAUCUUGAACGGGGUGUAGUUAUCAGCAUCUUGAACGGGGUGUAGUUACCCGCAUUUGAACUGGAUGUAGUUGUCAGCAUCUUGAACGGGGUGUAGUUGUCAGCAUCUUGAAUGGGGUGUAGUUGUCAGCAUCUUGAACAGGGUGUAGUUACCCGCAUUUGAACAGGGUGUAGUUGUCAGCAUCUUGAACAGGGUGUAGUUACCCACAUUUGAACAGGGUGUAGUUGUCAGCAUCUUGAACGGGGUGUAGUUGUCAGCAUCUUGAACAGGGUGUAGUUAUCCGCAUCUUGAACGGGGUGUAGUUGUCAGCAUCUUGAACGGGGUGUAGUUGUCAGCAUCUUGAACGGGGUGUAGUCAUCAGCAUCGUGAACAGGGUGUAGUUAUCAGCCUCUUGAACGGGGGGUAGUCAUCAGCAUCAUGAACAGGGUGUAGUUAUCAGCAUAUUGAACGGGGUGUAGUCAUCAGCAUCGUGAACAGAGUGUAGUUGUCAGCAUCUUGAACAGGGUGUAGUUACCCGCAUUUGAACAGGGUGUAGUUGUCAGCAUCUCGAAAGGGGUGUAGUCAUCAGCAUCUUAAACAGGGUGUAGUUGUCAGCAUCUUAAACAGGGUGUAGUUGUCAGCAUCUUGAACAGGUUGUAGUUACCCGCAUUUGAACAGGGUGUAGUUAUCAGCAUCUUGAACAGGGUGUAGUCAUCAGCAUCUUGAACGGGGUGUAGUUACCCGCAUUUGAACAGGGUGUAGUUGUCAGCAUCGUGAACGGGGUGUAGCUAUCAGCAGAGGCCUGUCGCGGAACAACAAUAGGGGCGGUACUUCCUGUAUAAUGGUGGUUGAACGGUGGAGGGUGCGGAGGUUUACUAAAACCAGGCUGCCCGGCAACAGCGCACCUGUGGCCGCGCAACAGUUAAUGUUGUUAGUUUUAAUAUCAGUCCGCGAAGCGAAACUAGGCCCUCUGCGUUGUGAACACGUCGUUUAAGGUCCAUACCGGCUUUUCUGUUGAGUUUUUCAGCUCAUUUAACCAAAAGGCGCACACUUUAUAUUGUUCCCGACCAUUUUCCCAAAGCGUACUGUUGUCCGUUGUAUUUUCCCGCCGGCCAGAGGCGUACAAACCGGAGACCCCACAGCGGAGAAUAAGGAUGUACGCCUCCGCCAGAAAAUAGUCCCUGACGAAACGAACGGGGGGGGGGAAGGGGGAGUUUCUAAUAUAGCCUGGUCACAUGGACGGCAGCCAAGCAGCAGACGGUUUCUAGGAGGGGUUAUACCCAAAAUGAUUUUGUUCAAAAACAAACACACACACAAACGGGCAAAUCGAGGGUAAUUUUUCCAAAAUCGAAAACACUACGACACACUUUGGAAAAUGGAAUAAUGUAAAUCAAUAUGCCAUUUAUAGGCUGAAAACAUGUAA